AUGUCGUUCGCGCCCUGUGCGCACUCCAGCCACGCGGCCUGCGGCGGCAGGCGCGCGGUGCUUGUCGGCAAGGCUCCCGGCCAUAGCGGGGCAUGCGGCCAGGCCGAGGCGGUGAGGAACGGUGCGGGAGCUGUUCAGGACGUUGUGGAGGUGUCUCGACGGGCGUUGAUGAUCGCCGCGCCGGUCGCCGGGGUUGGGCUGCUGGGUGCCGCGGACGGCGCUCAGGGCAAGACCGUCGAGGCCGCCGAAGUGGGGGAGUACCUGCCGCCCUCCAACAUCGACGGAUUCGUGAAAUUCGUGCCAGAUGCGCAGAAGACGCCGGCAAUACGUGCUGGGACAGUGGACCCCAAGAACCCGUACAGCUUUUCCUUGCCAACAACUUGGCGCGAAGGGAAGGUGGCCAACAUAUUGAGUGGCAACUACUGUCAGCCCAGGUGCGAUGAACCAUGGACAGAAGUCAUCUUCAACGAUGCAUCAGAGGGACGGGUCGCCGUUUUGGUGACCCCUCUCUUUCGCCUAACCAGCAAACGUGAGGCCAAGAUGGAGGAAGUUGGAUCAACGAAAGGGGUGUUGCAGUCGAUCGGGCCAUACAUCACAGGCACAGUUCUUGAUGAAGAGGACCUGGUGUCUGCAGAAAGCAAGAAGCAGGAUGAUGGACGCACGUACUACAUGUACGAGGUGAACACGCCAUAUGGGACCUUUGGAACUCAUGCAGUGGCAUCGUGCACCACAAAGGGCGAUUUGGCACUGCUGCUUGUUGCCACAGCCAACGACAAGCAAUGGGCGAAGUCGCAGUCAAACCUGAGGAAGAUAGCCUCCAGUUUCCGUGCAUGA
Ostreobium quekettii is the source of this 834-nucleotide messenger RNA. NCBI's taxonomy places the organism in Eukaryota, Viridiplantae, Chlorophyta, Ulvophyceae, Bryopsidales, Ostreobiaceae. The record is from the annotation of a GenBank genome assembly.